AUGGAGUCCUCGUCCCCCAAGGCACCUGCGAAUGCAAACCCUCUUCGCAUCACGGUCCGAUUUACGACCUCUAUUCCCGAUCUGUUGCUGGACAUUUCUGACCCAGAUGCGACGUCCGUCGAUGCGUUGAAACACCUGGUUCGGUCAAGGCUUGAAGCGCCUUCGUCCCUACGUCGAUUACGAUUUAUAUAUAGCGGGAGGCUGCUGAAGGGUGAUGAUAUCCUUUCGGCAGUCUUGAAGAUCCCGCCUCCUCCGCCGCGCGCUCCCGAUCCAAAUGGCAAGGGCAAGGCUGUUGAUCUCCCGCCUAUUCGCGUCUAUAUCAACUGCUCUAUCGGUGAUGAGCUGAGCACAGCUGAACUUGCUGCAGAAUCCCUCGCCGCAACUACACCAUCAGAGAAGUCUAGGAAAGGAGCGAGUGGCUCGAACGAUGGGAGCUCUUCUCGAGCGACGGCGACGACAACGCCUGCUCCCAGAGGGUUUGAUCGGCUUCUUUCAGGCGGCUUCACCCCAGCAGAAGUAAACCAACUCCGACUACAGUUCCUCUCUAUACAAGCGAAUAUACAUACACCAGACUCGAUGCCCUCACCGAAUACGUUACGACGCAUGGAAGAUGCUUGGAUAGAUGAUAAUGCUGGAAAUGCUGGUCCGGGAAUGGGAAAUGGAGGGUUUGAUUUUGGAGAUGAUGGGCUUGGCGGUGGAGCGUUGGAUGACCUCCUCUGGGGAAACGUAAUGGGCUUUCUCUGGCCAUUAGGGUGCGUGGGAUGGCUGAUGAGGGAAGGUGGGAUCUGGUCGGGAAGAAGGAAAAUUGCCGUCUUUACGGGCUUCGUGCUCAGCCUCACAUUUGGCAUGUUGAGAACGGUCUCGUGA
This is a messenger RNA of Venustampulla echinocandica, 867 nucleotides long. RefSeq lists its product as uncharacterized. The transcript has a single exon. NCBI's taxonomy places the organism in Eukaryota, Fungi, Ascomycota, Leotiomycetes, Helotiales, Pleuroascaceae. Gene Ontology annotation, biological process: protein processing. Gene Ontology annotation, cellular component: endoplasmic reticulum; Dsc E3 ubiquitin ligase complex. Gene Ontology annotation, molecular function: protein binding. Bases 1 to 867 code for a protein of 288 amino acids. The record is from RefSeq and is a predicted model, not a curated record.